Messenger RNA from Hermetia illucens (black soldier fly), 2353 nucleotides. Its product is annotated as formin-binding protein 4-like. The transcript is spliced from 9 exons. Bases 142 to 2229 code for a protein of 695 amino acids. NCBI's taxonomy places the organism in Eukaryota, Metazoa, Arthropoda, Insecta, Diptera, Stratiomyidae. Gene Ontology annotation, molecular function: protein binding. The record is from RefSeq and is a predicted model, not a curated record.
UGCGUGUGUGCGUGGAGAACAUUUUCUGCAGGUGAUAGCGUGAUUUGUUUACGGUUUACGUUCGGAAUUGAAAUGCAGGUCGUGAUUGUGUGUUUAGAACGUGAUUUUGUUUAGAAAUUUAAAGGAACCACCGCAGACAAUAUGAGUAAACCAGCUAACAAUAAAACAAACAGUCUGUCAACCCUUCUCGGUCAGUACAUGUCCGACAGUGAUAAUGAAGAGGACCAAACAUUGAAAACCUCAACUUUGAAUGCCGUUGCUAACGAAUCAUCAAAAGGGAAGGGGUCUGAAUGCAGGGCAACAAGCUCGGCUCAACGACCGCAGAUGACUACAUUUUGGACAGAGUGUCUAGACCAGGCUAGUGGCCAUCCAUAUUAUUGGAACACAGAAACUAAGGAAGUGACAUGGGAAAAACCUGAACAAUACAUCAAUUACCUAAACUAUAUGAAAUCAGUCUACACAGUUCUACCAGAAGAUUGUUGGAGCGUGGGCUACAGUGAUGACACUCAAAUUCCAUAUUAUGUAAAUGAGAUCACAAGGGUCGUUUCGUGGGAGAAGCCAGCCAAUUUCAAAGAAAACCCUGCGAAAGAAAUGCUUCCAGCCAAGGGUACUUGCACAGAUCAGACUAGGUCGAAGGGUGGAACAGAUAAGAAAGCACGAACAAGCCGUACACGGAGUAAAAAGACAACAAAAAAAUCGUUACCCAAACACCUCCAAGCAACUGGCAGUGAUGAUGAGAAAAUUGAAAUUAUUUCUGAAUAUGUUGAAUCAGAGAAUACAAGUUCGGACGAAGGAUCGCCUAACAAAAAACCGCGGGAAAGUAAGAAUAACUCGGAAAAGUCAUUGAAUCUUGUAGCUGCUUAUGAUACAGACAGUAAUUCUGAUGGUGAAAAUGAUGCUGGAAAAGUUAUCAAACCAGUUUCCGGUGAUGAUAAUCCCAAAGUAUUGGAAGAGCCUAUCGUUGAGGGUUUAAAAGAGAAUAACACAAAUGUUCCCAAUAUUAAUACGAGUUCGUUUGCCAGUAUCAUAACUGGCGGCAAAACGGACGGCAUAGACAUGGAUGAGGAACUGAACAAAUUCAAGGAAGAAUUGGAGAAGGAUUUACAAAUGGCUGCUGCCGUGGAAAGUACUCAGGGAAGUCCAAAUGAAGCAAAAGAACAAAGUUUCGAUGAGAAGACUUUUCAACGCAAGCGACGUAUUGAGUUCAGUGCAAAUAUGCCCGGUAAAAUAGCUCCAGAUGAAAGCCGUGAAAAAUCUGGAGUUGACACUGAAAUGGAGUCGAACGCAGGUAGUGCAAUAUCAAAAGUCAAAUCGAAAUUUAUUUCGUUUCAAAAGAGUCAUGUGGAAUUUGAGUCGCGAGCAUCACCAGAAAUGGUGGUGUAUGGUCCGAAACCGCAAUCCCCGUUACAAACAGACGCAACAGAAUCAGUGUCGGUGAAUGAUAGGACAGAGAAAAAAGCUGAAAUCGAUGAUCUGUGUGACGUGAUUAGUGGUAAAGUGAAGUUUCUUUCUGUUGGCAAACCAGAAGUGUCGGCCGUUCAGAUUAUGAGUAUUCAGUUGGAGGCUCUACAGGUAGCUUUUCGGGCAUCAUGUCUAGACUCUGACUACUUUUUCAAAUGGUUGAAAACCACUUCGGAUGACCUCCAAACUCUCGAACAAAACGCAGCGCCCGAAGGAUGGGAGUGUAAAUGGGAUAGAGACAAUUCGCAGUACUGCUACAAAAACCUCCAAACCAACGAGACGCGAUGGGAAUUUCCCUGCGAGACCCCUGUUAUUGAGCAAAAGGUAGAAACUGCGAAUAGCAAUGAAAAGGUGGAGAAGCCAGUUGUAGUUGCACAUGACGAUGACGCAAUGGAUAUUAGCACAACCCCACCGCCGCCCCCGUCACCACCGCUAAUGGCCGGAAACGAUUGGACCUGGGAUCCAGGGAAUUCAGCUAUUCAGAUGGAUGCAUCUCGUCCGGCGGAUAUCAGUGGGGAAUUGGCCUCAUUCUACUCGGAUAUUGCAAGUAUUGAUCCAGCAGCGUCUAAUAUUCUUCAAAACGACAAUGAGCCCUGCGCGGAUAAAUCUAAAGGCGAUGAAAAAGUAUCACUUGAUGAGGUUUCACAGUCGACGAAACGAGGGAAAAAACGGAAAAAAGUUAAGGUUCCAGGCCUAGGAUCGAAAAUGCAAGAGGUCUCUACGAUGGUAGCCAAUUGGCAAAAAGCACAAAAGGAACUAGGAAAUUAAUAUCCUCACGCAGGCGAAUUGGUACAUACAGGUUUAAAUUUCUACAGUGAUAAAUAAGUUUACAAUUAUGGUUUAAUGUUCAAUAUCAUGGAGCAAUUGUAAAUAUAUAUAAAUAUGCAUAAUA